AUGGCUGUUCUCGAUUUCGCCGGUCGGCUCGUUGGAGUCGAUCAGCCUGUUUACAUCAUUGCUGAGAUAGGACAAAAUCAUCAAGGCUGCCUGCAGACGGCGAUGCUCAUGAUCGAGGAGGCGGCUCGUGCCGGUGUCGAUUGCGUGAAGUUCCAGAAAUCGACCCUUCGAGAAAAAUAUUCACCUUCGGUCUUGGCGAGACGUUAUGACUCGCCGAAUUCCUUCGGCUCCACCUAUGGAGCCCACAAAGCUUUCCUCGAACUCACCGAAGACGACUAUCGAGCGCUUCAGAAGAAAGCCCGCGACUGUGGAGUCCAGAUGACAGCUUCCGCAAUGGACCAGACUGCUCUGGAUUUUCUCGAGUCUCUAGAGGUGCCUUUCAUCAAGAUUGGUUCGGGAGACUCGAACAACAUGCGUCUCAUUGGGAAAGCGGCCAAAACUGGGAUACCGCUGGUGAUUUCGACCGGCAUGAGCAACAUGGAAACCGUUGAACGCAUUUAUUCCCUGGUUUCAAACUCCUUCGGAAUGCUACAAUGCACAUCGGCCUAUCCCACUCGACCGAGUCAGGUGAAUCUCAACGUCAUCGACGCAUAUCGGCAACGAUUUCCGAGAGCUGUCAUCGGAUUCUCUGGACACGAAGAAAGCUUCAUUGCCACGUUGGGCGCAGUUGCAAAAGGCGCGAAGAUUAUCGAGAGGCACUUCACGCUCGACAAAUCGCUCAAAGGGAGCGAUCACAAAUGUUCCCUCGACCCGGUCGAGAUGAGGACGAUGAUCGAGCAGAUCCGCGUCUUAGAAAAGUGUCUCGGGAGCAGUGCGAAAACUUUCCUGGAUUGUGAACGACCGUGUUUCGACAAGCUCGGCAAGAGUAUAGUAGCUUCCAGGAAUAUCAGGAGCGGGACGAAAAUCGCCGAAGUCGAUCUCCAAGUCAAGGUCGCUGAGCCGCACGGUUGGAAUCCAUUGGAGGAGGACUCACUUCUGAAAAGAAUCGCGACCCGUGACAUCAUGGAAGGCGAAUCCAUCGUCGCCGACUGCGUGACUUAG
Galendromus occidentalis (western predatory mite) is the source of this 1041-nucleotide messenger RNA. It is a transcript of the gene NANS, whose product is annotated as N-acetylneuraminic acid synthase. The transcript is spliced from 6 exons. Gene Ontology annotation, biological process: carbohydrate biosynthetic process. Bases 1 to 1041 code for a protein of 346 amino acids. Lineage: Eukaryota; Metazoa; Arthropoda; Arachnida; Mesostigmata; Phytoseiidae. Gene Ontology annotation, molecular function: N-acylneuraminate-9-phosphate synthase activity. The record is from RefSeq and is a predicted model, not a curated record.